AUGGCUAAUUCGGUCUCUCCUGUAGGUAAUAUUGCUCGUGGAUUUUUCAAUCGUUUUCAGUUUGGAUUAUCCGCAUCCACCAACAAUCAUGAUGGCUUAUCCAAUAAUCUAUCCUCCGAUGAACCUUUAGCAUUGUGGAUUGAUCGCAAAUUAGUGGAUAAAGUAACACGCAUCUUAACCAAAAUUGUCAAGCUAUGCCAACGGCCUAAAAUGAAUUUAAAAAAUAAUCCACCUUAUAUCAUUGAUAUUUUAACACAAAUACAACAUCAUAUCUUGACUGUCAUACAAGAACAACGCGGCGACUUGGAUAAAUUAAAUCAAAUUGAAUAUCUAACCUUUUAUUUUGGUAAUUUAAUGAAAAAAUGCAAAUAUACAACCAAUUUAUUCAAAGCUGCUAAAGAGAAAAUAUACGAUACACGAACCAUCUAUCGUUGUACGCUCAAUAAGAUGAGCUUGAUAUUUAGUCAUAUGCUGACUGAAUUGAAAGCAAUCUUUCCUUCAGGUCAGUAUAACAUUGAUGAUUAUCGUAUCGUCGAUGAAGGUGCUUGCCAAUUUUGGAAAGAAUCUUUCCGAUCCAGAGCUAUUAUACCAUGGACAACUUUCCGCGAUGCUUUGGAGCGUGUGCAUGGCCAAUUAUCUGAUCAUGAAUCGAUUUCUUUAAAGGGCACCAUGGAUUUAACAUUAAAUCAACAUAUAUCCAUUUUUGAGUUCGAUAUUUUCAGCAGACUAUUCCAGCCUUGGGCUACUAUUAUGCAUAACUGGAAUUCUUUGGCUAUUUCUCAUCCAGGAUAUGCAGCAUUUUUAACAUAUGAUGAUGCAAAAAAUGCCUUGGAGCCAUUCUUGGAUAGACCAGGAAGUUAUAUAUUCAGAUUGAGCUGUACACGAUUGGGCCAGUGGGCAAUUGCGUACGUUGAAGAAUCACGAAAUGUCGUACAAACUAUACCCAAUAAUAAACCUUUACGGCAAGCACUAAUUGACGGAUUCAAUGAUGGAAUAUACCUAUAUCCAGCAGGAAAUGAUGCUAAUCCUGACUUAACACUAGAUGCUCCGUCAUCGCAACAGCAUAUGACUGUAACAAAGGAUCAAUAUGACAUAUACGUUAACAUGGGUAGUACGUUUGAAUUAUGCAAAAUUUGUGCUGCAAGAAAUAAAGAUGCUUAUCUCGAACCAUGCGGUCAUUUAAUGUGUGAGCAAUGCCUGCAACGUUGGCAAUUAAAAGGCGGUCAGGAAUGCCCGUUUUGUCGCUGUCGUAUAGUGGUAAUAAAUGUGAACGUUGUUAAUACUGCAUCGAUUUAA
Molecule: messenger RNA, 1296 nt
Organism: Trichoplax adhaerens
Lineage: Eukaryota; Metazoa; Placozoa; Uniplacotomia; Trichoplacea; Trichoplacidae
Exons: 4
Coding region: 1-1296 (431 amino acids)
Biological process (GO): regulation of signaling; cell surface receptor signaling pathway
Cellular component (GO): membrane raft; plasma membrane
Molecular function (GO): ubiquitin protein ligase activity; SH3 domain binding; phosphotyrosine residue binding
Source: RefSeq, a predicted model, not a curated record